CCAGUGUGAGUUCACUGAAUUUCUGCUGUCAGAGUAAAACAGCCUGAGAGUUUGGUUUCAGACUCAUGAACUCCAGCAACCUCACAGCAUCAUGAAGAUCUUCCUGCUGAUUCUCCUGGUAUUGUCUGCUUUCUCAGAUAUUUUGUGCCAGAACGUCAGUCCUGAAGAGGAGAACUGGAUGAGUGACAGGUAUCCAGACGAGGUAAAUUUGCUAGAAUCUGACCUAAAGACGAUGUUGGAAAGGGUCAGCCGAGCACCUGGUCUACAACAGGUUUUUGGUCUAAUGGGGAAAAGAUCAUCUGCAAAAUCACAGAUAACACGAAGACGGCAAAAAUUCCAGACUUUUGUGGGUCUAAUGGGAAAACGUAAUGUGGUUGAACCAGGAUCCUUCUAGGAAAAAGGCUGAAACUGAUAAUGCCAGGUUCUGAAAUAAAUAACCGAAAAAUAAAUAAAUAAAUAAAAAGGUAAAAGUUAUUUGGGACAUUGCAUUCAUCUUAUAAACAGGAUA
Messenger RNA from Cyprinus carpio (common carp), 508 nucleotides. RefSeq names its product protachykinin. Bases 92 to 394 code for a protein of 100 amino acids. Lineage: Eukaryota; Metazoa; Chordata; Actinopteri; Cypriniformes; Cyprinidae. Gene Ontology annotation, biological process: tachykinin receptor signaling pathway. The transcript is spliced from 5 exons. The record is from RefSeq and is a predicted model, not a curated record.